Molecule: messenger RNA, 807 nt
Organism: Penicillium diatomitis
Lineage: Eukaryota; Fungi; Ascomycota; Eurotiomycetes; Eurotiales; Aspergillaceae
Gene: mpt
Product: putative DNA repair and transcription factor Ada
Exons: 1
Coding region: 1-807 (268 amino acids)
Biological process (GO): regulation of DNA-templated transcription; DNA repair
Molecular function (GO): zinc ion binding; sequence-specific DNA binding; DNA-binding transcription factor activity
Source: RefSeq, a predicted model, not a curated record
AUGAACGCUUCCGAGCCAGUGCACAGGACCCCAUUCCCCCGUCUAGCCCAACCCACCCACACACUCAACUCCUCGCAGCGCUGGCAAGCCAUCACCAAACGCGACCCGACCAUCAACGAUUUCGUCUACGCCGUCCGCACCACCAAGAUCUACUGCCGCCCAUGCUGUCCCGCCCGACUUGCCCGGCGCGCCAACGUCCAAUUCUUCGACACCGCAGCGCAAGCCGAGACCGCCGGGUUUCGAGCGUGUAAGCGCUGCCGGCCCCAAGCAGAAGGCACGGCGCUUGCAAACCACCCCCAGACGGCUUUUGUGGACCAGGCGUGUGAGACCAUUCGGGCUCAGCUUGCGGUAGGGCUGAAACCGCGCUUGCAGGAUCUGGCGGCUCAGGCUGGGUUGACGGCGAGUCACUUCCACCGGGUGUUCAAGAAACGUGUGGGCGUGACGCCUGGUCAGUACAUGAGUGGUCUUGUCCAAUGGGAUUCCUGGUCAGGGUCGGACUCUGCGACACGCCUGAGUAGUGUCUCGGCUUCCAGGUCUGAUGGUGAAGUGUUGCUCCGGGAGAUGCCGGAGGAAAUUUGUAGUGAGAACAGUUCCGUUGGGGGGAUGAAUGGUCGGUGGCCCGGGCCGAUCUUGCUGGGGUCUAUGGAAGGGACACAUUUGCCUGAAGUCCAUCAAGACUGUUUUCUGACUGCUGAUGCUGUGUGGAAUGACUUUGAUGCUGUGCUAGCGCUCGAGGCUGAGCCCGAGGCCGAGCCCAAGACACCAUCGAUGGCUACAUUAGAUCUAGACCUGCCCGGUCUUGACUAG